UUACUUCAUCCAAAAUCUCCUAACAACCAAUCGUAAGCGUGGGGGAUUUGGGUGGCGUAAAAAUGCAUGCAGCCGGUGCUCCUCCUGUUACGGUGUGGCCGGCCAAGUGGGAAGGUAUUUCAGCGCCACGUGUAAGCCGGAGAUAUUUGAGUAUUCGAGUUCGGACUUCAUUUUACAGUCAGAGUGAAAACCACCAUUGCAGCAGAAGGUCUCAACAGUACUGGGAUAAGUUCUACAAGCUCCACAAAAACAAGUUUUUCAAGGACCGCCACUACUUGGAGAAGGAUUGGGGAAGAUAUUUUGAUGAUGAAAUUGAAUCUUCCAAUGGGAAGGUUGUCUUAGAGGUGGGUUGUGGAGCGGGGAAUACGAUUUUUCCUCUCAUAGCUGCGUUUCCGAAGCUCUAUGUUCACGCCUGUGAUUUCUCAGCUAAAGCAGUAACCCUCGUUAAGUCACAUGCAAAUUACAGUUCGGAAAAGAUUAAUAUCUUUGUCUGUGAUGCUGCAAAGGAUGAUCUCUGUGCUAAUGUCGUGCCUUUUACUGUUGAUGUUGUAACCUUGAUUUUUACAUUGUCUGCAGUUUCACCAUGCAAGAUGGCUUCAAUUCUGGAGAACUGUAAGCAAGUACUAAAGCCAAAUGGUCACAUUCUUUUACGAGAUUAUGCAGUUGGUGAUUCUGCUCAGGUGAAACUGCAUGAUAGAAACCAGAUGAUUAGUGAGAACUUUUAUUUCCGAGGAGACGGAACUUGUUCGUUUUACUUUUCCGAGACUUACACGUCAACCUUGUUUCAAAGCGCUGGUUUUGCAAUUGUGGAUAUUAACACAUACUGCAAGGAAAUUACGAAUCAUUCUCGGAAUAUUACCAUGCAGCGGCGCUGGAUACGUGGCAUAUUUGGUCGUUCAUGAUUGCAAGUUCUUUUCUCCUCUUCCAUUGUGGAUUCAAAGUUGAUAAUCCAAAAAAUUAGACGAUGGCACGCCAUUUGUACCCUGGAUCCUAAACCCUGAACUCUGAAGUUUGUAUUGUAGAGCAGCCAUCAUUGAUGAGGCUUGUAAAGCUGGGAGUAUAUACUUGGCAAGCUAGCAUCUAAAGUCUAGAAGCAGUGAUGAAGAGUGUAUUUGGUACGACUGAAAUUAUUUUUCCUGGAAAAUGUUUUCUGAUUUUUGGUUGGAGAGUGAAAACUAUUUUCCAGAAAAACAGUUGAUUAAAGAUUGAUAACAUGUUUGCAAACCGGAUAAUGUGUUGAAAUAUUUUAGUACUAAGUUUGGUAUUAAUGUGGAAGUGUUGGUUAACGAAGGAAAAUGACUUCGAUACAUAAUAGCAAGAAGUCA
Messenger RNA from Solanum stenotomum, 1325 nucleotides. RefSeq names its product tRNA N(3)-methylcytidine methyltransferase trm141-like. NCBI's taxonomy places the organism in Eukaryota, Viridiplantae, Streptophyta, Magnoliopsida, Solanales, Solanaceae. Bases 63 to 902 code for a protein of 279 amino acids. The transcript has 9 exons. The record is from RefSeq and is a predicted model, not a curated record.